Molecule: messenger RNA, 2410 nt
Organism: Chelmon rostratus (copperband butterflyfish)
Lineage: Eukaryota; Metazoa; Chordata; Actinopteri; Chaetodontiformes; Chaetodontidae
Product: ras-related protein Rap-1A-like
Exons: 8
Coding region: 181-738 (185 amino acids)
Biological process (GO): Rap protein signal transduction; cellular response to cAMP; negative regulation of synaptic vesicle exocytosis
Cellular component (GO): plasma membrane
Molecular function (GO): GTP binding; GTPase activity; GDP binding
Source: RefSeq, a predicted model, not a curated record
UUUCAGCUGUGAAGCCUCCUACUCUCUUAUUUCAGUUUCCUCUUGUGUGAAACGCAGUUUAUCCAGACACGUUCGCUGCAUGUUCUUGCUAGCAGCUCGCUCGUCCAAUUUCCAGCCUUAGAUGGAUGCAUACCUUUGGCCAUAGAGGAUUGUUGGGCUGUCCGGUGAAGCAAUCCCGCCAUGCGUGAAUACAAGCUAGUGGUGUUAGGCUCUGGAGGUGUGGGCAAGUCUGCUCUGACAGUUCAGUUUGUACAGGGAAUCUUUGUGGAAAAAUAUGACCCUACAAUAGAAGACUCGUACAGAAAGCAAGUGGAGGUAGAUGGGCAACAAUGUAUGCUUGAAAUUCUCGACACAGCAGGCACAGAGCAGUUCACAGCAAUGAGGGACUUGUACAUGAAGAACGGCCAAGGCUUCGCCCUGGUAUACUCCAUCACAGCACAGUCCACCUUCAACGACCUCCAGGACCUGAGAGAACAGAUUCUACGAGUAAAGGACACAGAGGAUGUGCCGAUGAUCCUGGUGGGGAACAAGUGCGACUUGGAGGAUGAGCGUGUGGUGGGGAAGGAGCAGGGCCAGAACCUGGCCAGACAGUGGAACCACUGUGCCUUUUUAGAGUCCUCUGCUAAGUCAAAGAUCAACGUCCUCGAUAUCUUCUAUGACCUGGUCAGACAGAUAAAUAGGAAAACGCCAGUGGAAAAGAAGAAGGCAAAAAAGAAAUCCAACUGUGUCCUGCUUUAAAGACCCCUCCCCCACCAGCCCCUGCAGCAGCUCUGAGCCAGAAAUGCUGUAAUGAAGAACUGUUGCCCUGAUUGGAACGUGCCAGCAUUCCAACAGCCCCACCCCCCUCCCUCCAUCAGCCAUAAACGGUGAAUCAGCUGACUGAACUGCUCCUAUCAAAGACGAGGAUGAUCUGUGUGAGAGAGAGAGAGAAUGGAGAGAAGAAAGAGAGAAAGAAAGACAGUAAGAGCGAGAGAGAGAGAGAAGACUCUGGUCUCUCGCCUCCGAGGACCCUCCUCUGUGUCUCAGUUUCAGUGUGAACCCUGAAUGGACAGUCUCCAUUUCUGCACCAACAAACAACACCACAAACUAAUGAUGAUAAUGAUGAUGAUAAAAGCUUCUGAGCGUAUUAAAAAAAUUGUCCAUGAGCCGCCUACGUGGCCAGAGAGCAGCCCCUUAUUUUCAUUUUUUGACAGUUUUAACAAAAAGAAAAUAACAGCGUUAAAGAAGGAAAACAAAGUUAGAACUUGGAUUCAGUAUUUUUCAUCUUUUUCAAUAUCAAUAUCGUAUUUGAAAGACAUGGAAGUUGACCUCUUUUAGUUGUAUGAUUAUAAAUAUUCUUCAAAAACGAGCAUGAAAAAAAUGCAUCAGUUAUUCAGUGUAGAUGUUUUCAAGUGAAAUCAAGUGGAAAAGUGAGAAUUUUUUUAUAGCCAUACACCUAUUCUCCAUGCCUGUCAUGUCAGUGAUGAUAGAUCAAGGUCUAUAAUAUGUAUUAUUAUUUUUAUUAUAUAUUUUUUUCUUUGUUCGCCCUGUUGUUCCUCAUGGACUACUCUUCUGCGAAUAUCUCUCUCUGAUGUGACUUAAUUUUAUACUCAGUCACUGGGAUUUCAUAGCUCCCAUAAUAUAUUCUAAUGCCAUUUUUUGCAUAAUAAUGCUUCAGAAAAAAAUGGGUCUUUUAUAGAAGAAAUAUGGGGAAAAAUAAGGAUUGAUUUCUAUGUCUCUUGAAGCUGAAAUAUAUUAUACUAAACCAACUCUAAUAAUGCUUCUUGUGUUUUUCUGUCAAUGAUGUUCCAGCUUUUAUGGAUUAUUAAAGUACAUUUUAGUACAUUUUCAUUAUACUGGUCAAUGUAUUUUUGUGAAUUAAACUUUUAUCCAAAGUGGAUUUGACUUAUUUGAGGAGUGAAAUUAAAAGGUGUUUAGAGGGUGCUGGAAACUUAACAUGGAACAAAUACAAGAGUUGCUUGGGGACAUUUUGUUAGGUCUCGUUUAUUAUUGAGUGUAAGCAAUGAAAUCAGUUUGUUCAUUGAUGGCACAGAGAGGACAGUUGUCUUACAGGAUAUGCACUGUACAACCAGCCUGUUUAAGCUCAUCAUGCUCUACGUUACAUCUGAUGCCUUACCUUUAUUGACCACUAGGUGUCAGUAUGUGAGCAGAAGUGUUUCACACGUUCACUGGGAAGCUUUCAAAGUGUAUUGAUUCAAAUCCUGCCUGGCAGGAGUAAAUUAUAUAAUGUGGCUUAAUGGGACAAUCAAUCACAAUGAAAUUAGUGCACCUCUUUCAUGAUUAUUCUCCAUACAAAAACAGCAUUGGAAGAAGGAAGGAUUGUAUGUGAUGCAAAGCCCACCACAGUGUUUCUGGUGCCUUGUACACUGAGCCCCCACAGCCUGGAUUAAUUUUACUUUCUCACCUGAAA